AUGACCACGCAGACCCAGGACGCCGGCGACUUCCACGAGCAGCUGAAGACGAUCCUGCCCCGCCUGCGCAUCUAUGCUCUGUCGCUGACGCGUGACCGCGAUCAGGCGGACGAUCUGGUCCACGACACCGUGAUCAAGGCUCUCACCGGUCGCAACAGCUUCCAGCCCGGUACCAACCUGGCAGCCUGGCUGUUCCGCAUCCAGCGCAACGAAUUCAUCUCCGGCCUGCGCCGCCGCCGCCCGACCGUGCCCGUCGAUACCGCGAUCGCGGAGACUCUCUCUCAUCCCCCUCACCAGGACAGCGGGUUGGUCAUGCGCGAGUUCAUGUCGGCGUUUCGACCGGCAUUUGAGUGCGAAAUAGUCAUGAGCGGUCCUAGGGGGAGAGUUGGAUGGGUCGGACAGGAUCCCGCGGAGUGGGUUUCCGCCCCCGGGGAGCGUUUUAUGGCGACCGAUGACGAUAAGCUCGUAGGUGGGCGCGCUGAAAAGACAGCGCGCCCGAAGCCCAAGGGCAAUGACCGGCCCUUCGACAUGUGGCUGCAUAAGCAGCUUCACGCCAUGUACGACGAAAUCGCGAGCGAGCCGUUGCCCGACGAUCUGCUCAACCUGAUCGACAAGGACGCGGCGAAGAUUGAGAAGAAGGGCUCGUCGCCAGACGAGCCUUCGAAGAAAUAG
This is a messenger RNA of Ostertagia ostertagi, 672 nucleotides long. Lineage: Eukaryota; Metazoa; Nematoda; Chromadorea; Rhabditida; Trichostrongylidae. The record is from the annotation of a GenBank genome assembly.